Messenger RNA from Microthlaspi erraticum, 654 nucleotides. NCBI's taxonomy places the organism in Eukaryota, Viridiplantae, Streptophyta, Magnoliopsida, Brassicales, Brassicaceae. The record is from the annotation of a GenBank genome assembly.
AUGGCUGCCACGUCAUCACCGCCGUGUCAUAUCUCCCUCUCGUUCCUCCGUAAUCUUCCUCCUUGCGCAACUGUUCAGCUCGUCGGGUUCUCAUCGACGGUUUGGACCCACCGUAAACUUGGCGGGUUAACGGUAGCCCGGAAUAAUCUGGCGCAGGAUUUUCUCGGGGAUUUCGGAGCUCGUGACCCUUACCCGGAGGAGAUAGCAAGUCAGUUCGGUGAUAAAGUGUUGGGGAAUCAAAGCACUGAGCACAAGAUUCUGAUUCCGAAUGCUUCUGUUCUCUCUCUCUCGCAGCUCCAAUGUUCCCCUGUUUCGCCUUCUCAGUCUCCUUUAUCCGCCGAUGAUGCCAAAACUCUCCUCCAUAAGGUUUUGGGAUGGAGUAUAGUGGAGGAUAAAGCGGGCGGUCUUAAAAUAAGAUGCAUGUGGAAAGUAAGAGAUUUUAGGUGCGGUGUUGAGCUCAUAAACAGGAUCCAUAAGGUUGCUGAAGCUUCUGGUCAUUACCCUUCUCUCCAUUUGGAAAAUCCUACCCAAGUUAGAGCUGAACUAUCCACCACUUCCAUUGGAGGGUUAAGCAUGAACGAUUUCAUAAUGGCGGCCAAAAUAGAUGAUAUCAAGACUUCUGAUCUUUCCCCUCGGAAAAGAGUUUGGGCAUAA